UUCACGGCCGUGGGUCGGAGCCGCCGUAACCCCGGUCUGGCACGUUCCUUGCUAUCUGAACGUUGUAAAAUUGGGCCCAUUCUUCCCCCCCCAAACUCAAGUCACUUCUUCACUUUAGCAGAGCUACCAAGACGUUUUUGCUUCAAACACAACUCCAAAUACCCACCAGAUACCUCAGAAGAUGGCGGUGGUAAGCGGGAUGUCGGGGUCGGCAGUAGCCCGGCUGGAGGGCCGAGAAUUCGAGUAUUUGAUGAAGAAAAGGUCGGUGACCAUUGGCCGGAACUCAUCGCAGGGCUCCGUGGACGUCAGCAUGGGACACUCCAGCUUCAUUUCUAGGCGGCACCUUGAGAUUUUCACGGCGAGCGAAGAUGGUACGGGCAUGGGGGAAUUCUACCUCCGAUGCCUUGGAAAAAAUGGGGUGUUUGUGGAUGGGGUGUUCCAGAGAAGAGGGGCUCCACCUCUGCAGCUUCCACGAAUAUGUUGCUUCCGAUUCCCCAGCACAAGCAUAAAAAUCACAUUCACUGCACUUUUAAGUGAGAAAAAGGAGCAGAGGAACGUGCCCGAAUCACCGGUCAAGUCCGUACAACCUCAAAUUUCCCCACUUACCAUCAACAUUCCGGACAAUAUUGCCCACCUUAUGAGCCCACUGCCUUCACCUACGGGCACAUUAAGUGCUGCAAACUCCUGCCCAUCAAGUCCAAGGGGGGCGGGACUGUCCAGCUAUAGGAGCGGCCGGGUUCUCCCCUCCGACCUUAUAGCGGAUAACUCUCAGUCAGAAAAUGACAAGGAGGCAUCGGGUGAAGACAGCCCAAAGGGGGACUCCAAACCACCGUAUUCAUACGCACAACUGAUAGUCCAAGCCAUCACCAUGGCCCCAGAUAAACAACUGACACUGAAUGGAAUAUACACCCACAUCACAAAGAAUUAUCCCUACUACAGAACAGCUGAUAAAGGCUGGCAGAAUUCUAUUCGCCACAACCUAUCCCUGAACCGGUACUUCAUCAAAGUAGCACGCUCUCAGGAGGAACCUGGGAAAGGUUCGUUCUGGAGGAUCGACCCUGCUUCUGAAGGCAAACUCAUAGAACAAGCCUUCAGGAAACGUAGGCCCAGGGGAGUGCCUUGCUUCAGGACCCCUGUAGGACCCCUCUCUUCGAGGAGCGCGCCUGCUUCUCCCAAUCACACAGGGGCACUGUCAGCUCACUCCAGUGGCGUGCAGACCCCAGAUAGCCUUUCCAGAGAGGGGUCCCCAGUGCCCAUGGAAUCUGAGCCAACAACGGCACCAGCCCCUACCCCAACUGCCACCGUCCAGCCCAAACUUGCUGUCAUCCAAGAGGCUCGCUUUGCACAGAACUCCACUGGUUCUUCACUUACGAACCAGCCCGUAUUGAUUGCCGUGCAACGGCAGAUGCCUCAGACGACCAUGAAGCCUGUGACCUACGCCGUGGCGACACCAGCCAUUGUGACGACGACCGUUAGCCCAGCGCCCGUCAUGCAGACAGUGCACGUUGUCCACCAGAUCCCGACCGUCACCAUGACAACUGUCGGCCCACAGCCCGCUGCUAUGCUGAAGCCAGACUCUCAGCAGAAUGGAGGGGGAGAGCACCAAGAUAUUAAAGUGAAAGUGGAGCCACUCCCAUCAAUCACGACCUCGUCCAUAGGCGGAGUCGGUCGCAUCAUCCAGAGCUCUCAGGCUGCUCCGCUGACUACAGUAACCAUAAUGCAACAGGCUCCGCUCGGCCAGCACCAGCUUCCCAUAAAGGCCAUCACACAGAAUGGCACUCACCUGGUCCCCAUCAGUUCUGCUGGCACAGCAGCUGUUGCAAACCCUCUCCACCUUCUGGCCACGCACGCUUCGGCGUCUGCGUCCCUGCCCACCAAGAGGCAGAAUGGUGAGGUUCAGGAGGCACCCGUGUCCAAGAGGGCAAAGAUGCAGGAUGGCAACGAGGGAGAGGCGGUGGCUGCGAAUGGCAAUAACAACAAUGGCUCCGCUGAUGGUGCCGGAGAAGCUGAGGUAUGUGAAGCAGUGGGCAACCAGUAGCCCCCUCCCAACACCACCACCCCCCAUAUGCAUCCUGAGCCCUGCCCUCGCCCACAUUGAGCCUCACGCCGUCCACACUUUGACCUCUUCACCUUUACUGGUUGUCAUCUACGGCAAAGUGCCAAAAAGAGAAAAGAUUACUACAGCAAAAGAGAAUGUUCCAAUCUCAUCCUUCCCCUUCCGCGUGGAAUUAAAAAUCCAAGCAUUGUCGUCUUUUGAGCGGGGAACCCCCUCUUGAAGCACAGGAAAUGAGAAUCCCAAAUUCCAGCUGACUUAUUGGGACUGAAAUGCGCCAACAGCCUCACCCUGUUUGGAUUCUCAGCACUCGGUGCGUGGCGCAAUCCUACAUGCAACCAAGCGAAAAUCACCCACCAAGGGAAGCGCAUGUGCGUGUGGACAUUCCCAUCUUCGGCAGCUAGCCUCCCUGACCCAGUUGUGAGUAGAUCUAUAUGCAGUAUUCCAUUGUGCAAAUGUGUCCUUGGAUCUCUUCAUUUCUCCAAGGACGAGUGAUGAAUUCAGAUAGAAAAACCGUAAGUGGGGUCUUGAUGAACAUUUAAAAUAUCACCUGAUAUUUUGCUUUAUUUUGUUUUGUAUGUGAACUUUGUUCAGUGAAAUGAAUGUAGUCUUUUUUUUCCUUUUUUUUCCUAAAGAAGACACUAUCUAAUAGAAUGGAUUCUCUAUUGCUCAUUCAUGCAAAUGAUAUUUUGUUUUUCCACCACUGUACAUGGACAGAUCUUUUUCACAUUUUACAAAUGUCCAAUAAGAUGAUUAAAAAAAAAAAGUAUA
Phyllopteryx taeniolatus (common seadragon) is the source of this 2824-nucleotide messenger RNA. It is a transcript of the gene foxk2a, whose product is annotated as forkhead box K2a. The transcript is spliced from 9 exons. Gene Ontology annotation, molecular function: protein binding; DNA-binding transcription factor activity, RNA polymerase II-specific; RNA polymerase II cis-regulatory region sequence-specific DNA binding. Gene Ontology annotation, biological process: regulation of transcription by RNA polymerase II. NCBI's taxonomy places the organism in Eukaryota, Metazoa, Chordata, Actinopteri, Syngnathiformes, Syngnathidae. Bases 182 to 2038 code for a protein of 618 amino acids. The record is from RefSeq and is a predicted model, not a curated record.